GUGAAAAGAGGGGCUGUGACUUGUGAGCCUCUGGACUGUUAGAUUAGACUGGCAGUUGAUGAGUUCGGAAAAAUUGCACUAAAAUAGUAGAUUUUUUAAAAAGUUUAGUCAUUUUUAUGCCCGAAAAAAAAAAGUUAGUUUAUUAUUUACUGUAGUUUCGAGAUCGAGAGAGAGAAGAGAGAGAAUCUCCGGUGUGCAUUUUCUGUACCAAAACGGUCUGUGAAAAAGGAACAGAUCAGAGUUAUCGUUGAUUUGAUUACUCUCCCCACUUUUCGUCUCCAAUCACAAACGAGAGAGAGAGAGAGAGAGAGUUAAUUGUCCAAACCCUAGAAAGCUUCAGAAAACAAUUCCAUGGCGUCGUCUCGCAGGCGUAUGCUCCUCAAGGUCAUCAUUCUUGGCGACAGCGGGGUAGGAAAGACCUCUCUCAUGAAUCAAUAUGUGAAUCGGAAGUUCAGCAACCAGUACAAAGCGACAAUUGGGGCUGAUUUCUUGACCAAAGAAGUCCAGUUUGAGGAUCGGCUUUUCACCUUGCAGAUAUGGGAUACAGCUGGACAGGAAAGAUUUCAGAGCCUUGGUGUCGCUUUUUACCGUGGUGCAGACUGUUGUGUUCUUGUUUAUGAUGUGAACGUCAUGAAAUCAUUUGAGAACCUCAACCAUUGGAGGGAGGAGUUUCUGAUUCAGGCCAGCCCAUCUGACCCGGAAAACUUUCCAUUUAUCGUACUGGGGAACAAGAUUGAUGUUGAUGGCGGUAAUAGCCGAGUGGUUUCUGAGAAGAAGGCAAGGGCAUGGUGUGCUUCCAAAGGAAACAUUCCUUACUUCGAAACUUCUGCAAAAGAAGGUUUCAAUGUAGAAGCCGCUUUCCAGUGCAUAGCCAGCAAUGCUCUAAAAAAUGAACCCGAGGAAGAAAUAUAUCUUCCUGACACCAUUGAUGUGGCGGCUGGACGGCAACAGCGAUCUACUGGCUGCUGUUAGAAGUGCUUUUGGUGGGUCACUUUGUUAUAGCUGGACCAGACCAUCACUCUCGCCUUCAAUCAGCUCACAGUAACAUAUUCUGAGGAAUUCUUGGACAAAAGCACUAUUUAUUUACACAAAUCUUGUUAAUGUUUUGGUGGGUUUUCUUCAUUGUUCCUUCCCUUGUACGAUUUCUCAUUUCUCCUUUGGCCAGAAGUCUAUUCCGUGUGUACUGAAAUUUGGUUUGUGCAGCACUCCAAUCUAACUGUUGGUAUGAUAUAAACGUUUUCUUA
Molecule: messenger RNA, 1244 nt
Organism: Rhododendron vialii
Lineage: Eukaryota; Viridiplantae; Streptophyta; Magnoliopsida; Ericales; Ericaceae
Product: ras-related protein Rab7
Exons: 7
Coding region: 352-972 (206 amino acids)
Cellular component (GO): vacuolar membrane
Molecular function (GO): GTPase activity; GTP binding
Source: RefSeq, a predicted model, not a curated record